This is a messenger RNA of Vitis vinifera (wine grape), 696 nucleotides long. RefSeq lists its product as uncharacterized. The transcript is spliced from 4 exons. NCBI's taxonomy places the organism in Eukaryota, Viridiplantae, Streptophyta, Magnoliopsida, Vitales, Vitaceae. The record is from RefSeq and is a predicted model, not a curated record. Bases 1 to 696 code for a protein of 231 amino acids.
AUGGCUACCAUUUCCAACUCUCUCUUCUCUCCUCUCACUUCUCCUUCCCCUCUAUCUCCUCGCCGACCCUCUACAUUCACCGUUUCUCUCUCUGCCCCUCGCUUUCUUUCUCUUCAAUCCAAUCCUCGAUCCACCUUCAUCGCUUGCGCUUCUCUCGACGCUGGUAAAGGAGACGUUCCCGUCGAAAAGACAUAUUCAGCAUUUCCUACGGUGAUGGAUAUUAAUCAAAUACGGGAAAUUUUACCGCACAGGUUUCCGUUUCUUUUAGUGGAUAGAGUGAUUGAGUACAACCCAGGGAUCUCAGCAAUAGCAAUUAAGAAUGUGACUAUAACAAUAACUUCUUUCCUGGGCACUUCCCUGAGAGGCCAAUUAUGCCUGGUGUGCUCAUGGUUGAGUUUGGAUUUGGAUACAUUACAUGUGCCUCUAGUAAUUGCUGAUGAAAGUGGUUGGUGGGUCCAGGCAAUGGCUCAGGUUGGGGGCUUGGUUAUGCUUCAACCUGAAGUUGGAGGCUCUCGUGAGAAUUUCUUCUUUGCAGGAAUCGACAAAGUGAGGUUCCAGAAACCAGUCAUUGCAGGAGACACUUUGGUUAUGCGAAUGACUCUGGUUAAGCAUCAAAAACGGUUUGGAAUUGCAAAAAUGGAAGGGAAGGCAUAUGUAGGAGGUGAGAUGAGGUGGUAUGUGAGGGCGAGUUCUUGA